ACAAAACCUCAUUUCUCAUCGGCGAAUGACUGUCGAUGGAUAGGCGGCAAUCAGCUCUUUGUUUGCCGCGGAGGGGUUGCAAUCUCAACCGAGUGUUUGUGGCGAAGUGGCCCCUCUUCUGGUCGCGGCCGUCACAAACGCAGCUCGGUUCGAGUGGACGGGGCCAUGACUUAUGCGCUUGCAAGGACAGUGGCAAAUGUGGGAAACACAGCCCUUCUUCUUCUUACAAUUUAUAUCUUGCAUCUCGCACAACUGCAACACCGUGCCAUCGGGCCGUUUGAUGUUGUCGAAGACGCAGAGGUCAUUGUGUUCGAUGUCCGUAUGAGGCUAGGGCCGUCUGAGAGCUUCAGUUCCUCCCCGUUUUUGAAGUCGGCAAGGACAGGGGUAGAUGGUUUAAGCUUCGACUGCAGCCACAAGCUUUUCAAACUCCUCCCACCCACCAUGUCCAAGGGAACCAUCAUGUCGGGGCUCUCGCAGCCCUGUCUGUUCCAGUAGUGAGAGGGGUUCCCACUCCUCUACGGCCGGGGACCCAGGCGCAUCAGGUACUUCCAUCCCUUCAGGCCAUCGACCUGCUCACAUCCUCUGGAAAAGCUAGAGGGCACUCUACCCCCGGGACACUCGAGAUGCUUUUACUUGCUU
Molecule: messenger RNA, 639 nt
Organism: Chaetomium fimeti
Lineage: Eukaryota; Fungi; Ascomycota; Sordariomycetes; Sordariales; Chaetomiaceae
Exons: 1
Coding region: 166-495 (109 amino acids)
Source: RefSeq, a predicted model, not a curated record